CUGGAUUUCACCAUAGAAAGUAAAAAAAUCAAGUUGAAAAUCAGUUGUGUUCAAAUAUAGAAAUCAACAAUUGGAAGUAAUUUGUAACAUCUUUCAAGGUAAUCUAUCAACUCUUUGUUACAGAAAUAUCUUCUUUUUUUUGCUUUUGGAAUGUGAAAGCCUUCAGAAACGCAGCAAAACUUGUAAAAAUUGCCUACUUAUCUAAUGUUUCCUUGAAACCGAGUAGUUACAAAUAUCCGGUUAAACUUUUUCUUACUAUUCAUUUACUUAUAGUUCCAGUCAUUUAAUCUGACACCAAAUAAAUCACGGUUUCACUGCUAAUGAUGUUUCCUAUCCAGGUCUCCUUAAGAGCAAACACAUUGAACAAUAUAUUUAACAUAAUUCCUAUCAAAUCAUAUAACUUCAUUAUGUAUAUAUAUAUAUAUAGUUUAAAAUGUAAAUCCUCUUUUGUAAAUUUCAAUAAAGCUAUUCAUUAUUCGGUGGUUUAUUAUAACUUCAUCGUGUAAUUUAAUCCUACUGUUUCUUACUUUGUAUUUGCAACUACUGAAUUUUAUGGUACUGUGUUUUAAUACUUUUCGCAUAAUUUUCCAGUAAUCUAAAAUUCAUAACUCCUAGUCUAGUUUAAUUUUCUGUAUUCGACUUUCAGCUGUAUUUCAUGUGGGGGAUUGUAUAUUAACUAGCCACCUAAAUUGGAAUAAAGAAAGAAGUUGAAAUCUGUGAAACACAUACUGAAAGCAGAAUACUUUAGUCACUAGGCCUCUGAUCUUCAUUUUAAGUGUUUACUUUAAAAUGACGAUAAAUUGGAAGCUGAACUGCGUCAAUGAUAAAUAAAUCGAAAUAUGGAACAAGGUUUACGAUUCUGUUGGUAUUUACUUCCGACUUUAUUGGCAUGGAUAGUAAAAUAUGCAAUUCGUCUAAUUUUAUUACCGAUUUUCAUCGUAUUUAUUCUUGGUUAUGUUGUGAGAUAUUUCAAGAAAAAGUCUAAAUUGCGCAUUAAAUUAUUACGUAAAAGACAAUCAAUAACUCAAGGAAUGGAUCAUCUGAAAGAACAUCUUUCAUCCUCGAAAAGCUCAUCAAAUAUUGAUUUACUAUCAGUUACAGAUCUGAAUUUAGAUACUAUCCAAGAACGUUUAGUUGAAGGCAAAUUUACAUCAGUUGACUUAUUACAUGCCUAUCAAAUUAAAGCUUUACAAUUAUAUGACUCAGGAAAUUCAGGAAUAUGUGAAUUUCUUGAUGAAGCGGAGCAGUUGGCUGUUGACGUUGCUAAAUGUAAUCGCUUACCUAAAAGUAAACAAACGUUGGUUGGUAUUCCUAUCAGUUUAAAAGAAUUAUGUUCGACCAAGGGAUAUGAUGUAACAUUUGGUUUGAUAGAACGAUGUAAUAAACCUUCACAUGAAGAUUGUUGCAUAUUGGAAGUACUUAGACAUGAAGGAGCAAUACCUUUUGUUCUGACAGCAACUUCUCAAACAGCUCUAUCUCUGAGUGGAAUAAAUCCAGUAUUUGGUGAUAUGUCUAAUCCUCAUUCAUCAGAACAUGAAACAGGCGGGAGUUCUAGCGGUGAAGGUGUGCUUCUAAGUUUACGGGGAUCUCCAGUUGGAAUCGGAACAGAUUUGGCUGGAAGUAUACGAAUUCCUUCCGUGUUCUGCGGUCUUGUUGGCUUAAAACCAACAACUAACCGUAUUAGUAGUAAAGGUGUGGGUGUGAUCGGUCAUAAAAAGUCAGUAUUAUUGAGAGUAAGUGUUGGACCAAUGGGUAGACGAGUGGAUGAUCUAGCUAAAUUAAUGCGUACACUUUUAACAACGAAAAUGUUUCAAAUGGAUCCAUAUGUGCCACCAUUACUGUUUAAUGAUAUGAUCUACGCGGGUACAGAUAAGCCGAAAUUGACAAUCGGAUAUUAUGCGACUCUAGAGGAUCCACUAAUUAUUACUAGCGUUCCAAGUGUUCGCAGAAUAGUGAAUGAAUCAGUGGACAUUCUAAGACAACGCGGUCAUAUAUUGUUACCGUUUCAUCCACCUGACAUAAAAUGGGCUUAUGAAUUAAGUAUGAAGGCGAUUUCUGUUGACACAAAAUAUAAUCUUCAAGAGGCUUUGUUUGCAGAACCACUAAAUGAACACACCAAAUUUCUCCACCUUUUAAUUAGCCUCCCACACUGGCUGAAAGUUAUGAUAGAUAAAUUAUUGAAUAUUAUCUUUGGUAGACCAGCUGCGGUUACAAGUUUCUUGGACGGUCCUAGGGGCGAAGCAAAAACAUUAAAUUUAAUCUCAGAUAUUGAGUUGUAUAGACAUGAAUUUCAAAGAGCUAUGGAAGAAGCUUGUAAUUUGGAUGCAAUCAUUUGUCCAGUUUUCCCCUUCCCAGCAUUUCCAAAGUCGGCUAAAUCGAUGUUUGUUACGCCAGCUAUUGCUUAUACAGUAUUGUUUAACUUGUUAGAUUAUCCAGCUGGAACAGUCCCAAUGGGAUAUGUGAGUAAGGAAGAUGUACAAAACUCAAAAGUGAUGGCUGAAGAAUACAAGAAAGUUGGCAAUCGAUUUCUUUCUGAGGUAUUCAAGUACCAGGAAACAAGUGAAGGCUUACCGGUUGGUGUACAAAUUAUUGGUAAACCAUGGCAAGAAGAGCGUGUGCUAUACGUUAUGAAAGAACUGGAGACAUCAAGAACACAGAAUAAUUAAAACCGUUAUUCUAAACCUUAUUUCUUCAGUUGACUUAGCUUGACCAUAUAUUAUCGCGUUGCUGUAAAAUAUUCAUUACCGUUUAAUCUACACAGAAGUAUAAUAUUUUAAUAUGAAAAAAACUGAAUUCGGCUUUCGAAUUUUGAAAUCUACCUACUUCUUUCAUCGAAAUAUAAAAAUUUCUAGAUAUUGUUUCAUUUUUGUUCAUGCAGUAUUUUAAACAGAUUCGUUGGAACAGUAGCAAAUAUUAGUUGAAAUCGAAAUGUGAAUUCAUUAUUAACUAAAAAGUAGCAAUUCAUGUGCAAUUUUCAUUUUUUUUAAGUACUAGUUAGUUACAGUAAUUGUUAAGCACAGAAUCAUACUCAGUAUUCUUUAUUACACUAAUGUGAUUUGAACUAGGAAUCCUAUAACUUUAAUCUUAUCUCCUUCAAUAUAUUCUUGUUUAUCAUAAUACUUGUGUCACAUCUUGCUUUCAAUUGUUCAAAUCAUUCCUAGAAGCCCUCAUUUCAACUGCAUCUUUUUGGUUAGUGAGUGUUUCAAUUAUUGUGUUAUGUGGAAGUGCUAUAUAUGUAUAAUAUCCAAUCCACUGAUGGUGAUCUACCUCGGUGACAAAAAUAUAGGCCUGAUUUUCGAUAAAAA
Messenger RNA from Schistosoma intercalatum, 3305 nucleotides. The record is from the annotation of a GenBank genome assembly. Lineage: Eukaryota; Metazoa; Platyhelminthes; Trematoda; Strigeidida; Schistosomatidae.